AUGGGUGAUUGUAUCCCGCCUCUGGAUGAGAUUACCGAUGACCCUAAAUUUGACGCUAUUUCACUGGCGCUUCUGCAAACCGACAAAUCACAUCAAAAGGUGGUGAAAAAGCAGGCUAAAGAUCUGGAGACACUACGAAAGAAACAUGAAAAAGAUGCUUCCGCAAUGUUGCGUGCUCACACUCUUGUAACAGACAAGCUUAAUGCUAAUCAUGCGAAGGAACGCUCUGGGAUCAAGAGAUCCACGAAGAGGUGA
This is a messenger RNA of Protopolystoma xenopodis, 255 nucleotides long. NCBI's taxonomy places the organism in Eukaryota, Metazoa, Platyhelminthes, Monogenea, Polystomatidea, Polystomatidae. The record is from the annotation of a GenBank genome assembly.